Rotaria sp. Silwood2 is the source of this 1379-nucleotide messenger RNA. The record is from the annotation of a GenBank genome assembly. Lineage: Eukaryota; Metazoa; Rotifera; Eurotatoria; Philodinida; Philodinidae.
AUGGAAAUCCCAGAAAUCCCAUGGCAAUCCCGGCAAUCCCAUGGAAAUUCCGGAAAUCCCAUGGAAAUCCCAAAAUCCAAUGGAGAUCCCAAAAUCCCAUGGAAAUCCCAAAAUCCCAUGGAAAUCCCGGAAAUCCCGGAAAUCCGAAAUCCGCCGUUUCCCCCUUGCAUGCUAGACAAUGAUUAAUUCUAGAUGGUUGAACAAGAACUGUACAAGUCUAUUCUUCGUUUACAAUUCAAAUGCCCAAUAUCAUUGCCUGGUUCGAACUUUUGAAUUGGAAAGAUAUAUUCUGAAUAAUGACUUCAUCAAUCUCUUUGUCAUUAAUAAGUCUAUUCAUAUACUUGCUGCAUAAAAUGAAGAGAUUCGUUAUUCAAUAAAUCAUGGCCGUAUCUUGUUCGUCAACUACAUUUAUUUAAUUGUAUUAGUAUAAAAAGUGUGAAUCGAUGAUAAUUUUCAUAUUAUUUUAAACUAUAUAAUUAUCAGAGAACACGACGUCCUCCAUUUUGAAGCAGGAUGGUUGAGAGCGAUAGUCAUUUUUAAUGUUGAUGCAAAUGAUUUGUGGAACGAUUUUAAAAGGAAAAUUGAUCGGAUGGGUCAUUCGAUAGAAGGACUUUUCUACACAUGAUGCAGAGAUAAUAUCAAUCGAGAAUUCUACAAACUAACUCACAAUUAGCAAUGAAUAAAUUGAAUUUCUUCAGUUCCUCUGGACUUAAAACUUGAAAAGAUAUUUGUCGAAAGUCUGAUUUAUUUGACUCGCGUUCAUACCCACUUAUCUGCCAGUAGUCAGAUGAAAUUUAUCUAUCUGUCUAGUUCAGUUUGUGAUCUUUUUUCAGUAGGAUGUACCAGAAAAACUGAUAUUGUUAUCAGAACUCGAGUCUAACCGGUUCGGUUUUGGGCUGUGAUUGUUAUAGAGAUGCGAUAUGUUGAAUACAAAAAAGAGUAAUUAGCAAAGUAGAAUAAAUUCAUUGUUUUCUUUAUUUGUUACAUAGAUAGGCAACUAACGUGGAUUUAUUUUUAUUUUCACCUCGUAUUUUGACGAUUUCUAAUGUGAAAAUGAAAAACAUUCGAUAACUCAUACUACGUGAUUGCAUCUUGUAUAACGAAAGUUCAUUUUAAAACUCUGCACUAAUCUAUGUAGUCUGAUUGCAGGACGACGAACCUUUAAUUGACAAAGAAAAAACACUUGAUCAGAGAACAACUCACAGGAACGUUGUUUAUUCAGAUGUUCAAGAAAUUAAAAUGAAACCAGAAAAGAAUAAAUUCAAGUUCGGAUAGUAUCGAUGGAGUUUGAAACAGAUAACAGUGUAGCAAUCUUGAUGAUGCAGUUUCAUCGCAGUCAUUCUCAUAUAGUUGUAAAACAAGUGUCGACAUUCUUGACU